AUGGAAAAAGUACCCGAAAAGCACGAUGUUCCAAAAGACACAACCAUAAAAGCACCGAGACCGUCGUCACCGAGAAAAUUUUUCGCGCGUAUUUAUGGUCAUCUAGAGGAUAAUUCCACAGAUAUUGAUCGAAAUCGACCACAGAGAACCGAAUCACAUGAAAGUGAAUCCUCCUCGGAUUUGGAAAUAGGGGAAGUGGAUACUCAAAGGCCGCAGUGGCCCCAAGCUCCCUUACCUUUGUGUCCUCGUCCUAUACUGAUGCCCCAUCAUCAGCUUGCCUUCGGUGCUGGUCUGGCUGCGUUCUUAGCCCGAAGAAGACGCAAAGAGAGCCGGCCGCGACGCCAACGAACCACAUUCUCUGCCCAUCAGACACUUCGUUUGGAGCUUGAAUACGCAAGAGGAGAGUAUGUUGCACGUGCUAGAAGAUGUGAAUUAGCGUCCGCCUUAUCACUUAGCGAAACACAAGUUAAAAUCUGGUUUCAAAACAGAAGAGCAAAAGACAAAAGAAUUGAGAAAGCGCAUUUGGACCAACAAUACAGGUAA
Messenger RNA from Pieris brassicae (large cabbage white), 543 nucleotides. It is a transcript of the gene ro, whose product is annotated as homeobox protein rough-like. Gene Ontology annotation, biological process: regulation of DNA-templated transcription. The record is from RefSeq and is a predicted model, not a curated record. Lineage: Eukaryota; Metazoa; Arthropoda; Insecta; Lepidoptera; Pieridae. Gene Ontology annotation, molecular function: DNA binding; DNA-binding transcription factor activity, RNA polymerase II-specific. Bases 1 to 543 code for a protein of 180 amino acids. The transcript has 3 exons.